Messenger RNA from Tachysurus vachellii, 4957 nucleotides. RefSeq names its product protein kinase N1b (gene pkn1b). The record is from RefSeq and is a predicted model, not a curated record. Gene Ontology annotation, molecular function: small GTPase binding; protein serine/threonine kinase activity; ATP binding. The transcript is spliced from 22 exons. Gene Ontology annotation, biological process: signal transduction; protein phosphorylation. The coding region runs from base 159 to 2960 and encodes 933 amino acids. NCBI's taxonomy places the organism in Eukaryota, Metazoa, Chordata, Actinopteri, Siluriformes, Bagridae.
UCUUUCUCUCGUGGGUGGCGGAAGUGAGUGUGGAUUUGACAGACAGACAGACAGAGAGAGAGAGAGAGAGAGAGAGUGAAUGAGCGAGAGACACAGGGUCUGUAGUGAGAGUUCAGGAGGUUAGAGGAGGUGAUUCAGGAGACGAGCAGGUGGAGGUGAUGGCCAGUGAAGGAGCCCUGAGUGAGAGCUCAGAGGAGCAGGAUGGAAAUGCCUGCUUCCUGUCUGACACCCCCGACACCGACUCGCAGGUGGAUCCUGGUGGUUCAGUCAUAGAGCAGCUGGGUUUGGACCCGAACUCGGAUUUUUCAGACUCGGGUGUGCAGCAGCGUCUGGAGGAGCACCGCGAGAGAAUCCGUAGAGAGAUCCGCAAAGAGUUGAAGAUUAAAGAGGGAGCGGAAAACCUGCGGCGCGCCAUCAGUGACAAGCGCAACGCUCACCAGGUGGACCACCAGUUACGCUCCUCCAAGCGCAGACUGAACACACUUCAAACACAGCUGCAAGAGCUGGACGCACACAUCAUGGUGAAGGGACAUGACGACAGCAAGGAUGACCUCCCGCACACCGGGACCACCAACCGAUUGUCAGCCAAUGAGGAGCGCAUCAUGGCUCUGGAGCGGCAGCUCAACAUCGAGCUGAAGGUCAAACAGGGAGCAGAGAAUAUGAUCCCCAUCUACGCCAAUGGAGCCACUAAGGACAAAAAGCUGCUGCAGGCCACACAGCAGAUGCUGCAGGACAGCAAGACCAAGAUCGACAUCAUCCGCAUGCAGAUCCACAAAGCCAAGCAGGCCACAGAGCACACGGGUGACACACAGGAUCUGUGUGGUGUGGAGUUGAGGAUUGAGGAGUUAUGGCAUCACUACCGUGUAGAACAUGCCAUGGCUGAAGGAGCCAAGAACAUGCUGAGACUGCUGGGAGCAGGAAAAGCUCAGGACAAGAAGGCUAUCACAGAGGCCCAGGGCAGGCUGACGGAGGCGUCUCAGAGGCUGGAUUUGUUGAAGGUGUCUCUGGAGCAGAGGCUGUGUGAGUUGCCUGAGGAUCAUCCUAAAGCGUGUCUCAUUAAAGAGGAACUCAUCCUGGCGUCCUCCACAGCGUUCAGCAGCCAAAACAGCACCCCCUACGUCCACAACCAGUACAGCACUCUCAGCAAACCAUCCCCGCUCACAGGGAGUCUGCAGGUGCACUUGUUGGGGUGUGUGGGUGUGUUGGACGUGGUCCCUGGCCGCAACAGGACCUCGGCAGUGGUGUUGCCGAACUUCAGCCCCGGUGAUGGCCGAUCCUUCAAACUCAGCAGCCUGAGCCUCAAAAUGCCCAACAAGACUGAAGAGCUCUCUUCCGAAGUGAGUGCAGUGUUAAAGUUGGAGAACACAGUGGUGGGUCAGACGAGCUGGAGGACUGUAGGAGAUCAGGCCUGGGACCAGAGCUUCACUCUCGAACUGGAGAGGUCCAGAGAGAUGGAGAUUGCCGUGUACUGGAGGGAUUAUCGUUCUCUCUGUGCACUCAAGUAUCUCAAACUGGAGGAUUUUCUGGACAAUGAGAGACACCGGAUUCACCUGGAGCUCGAGCCACAGGGCUUACUGCUAGCCGAGGUGACAUUCUUUAACCCUGUAAUAGACAGAGGCCCACGACUCCAGAGGCAAAAGAAGAUCUUCUCCAAACAGCAUGGUAAAGCCUUCCUGAAAGCUAAGCAGAUGAACAUGGACAUUGCCACCUGGGUGCGCCUGUUAAAAAACGCCAUACCAACCAGCACCUCAAACAACAGCUACUCACACAACUCACACACACUCCACACUGGAGUAAUCCCAGAAGAUAAGAUAGCUGUGGAGAGUGCAUCUCCUCCAAGAUCAUCUGAGAGCCAGAGGAGAGAGUUCUCAGAUGCAGUCUCUUCCCCUGAUGUAGCUCCAGAGCGGUUGAGCAGGCGUAGCUCCCACAAUUCCCAGCGCAGGCCGAGCAGAGGGCCGCUCAGCCUGCAGGAUUUUCGGCUCAUCGCUGUGUUGGGAAGAGGACAUUUUGGCAAGGUGUUGCUGUCUGAGCACAAGAACUCCAGGACGCUGUACGCCAUCAAAGCGCUGAAGAAGGGAGACAUUAUCGCCCGAGACGAGGUGGAGAGUCUGCUGUGUGAGAAGCGGAUCUUUGAGGUAGUGACUGGGUCACAUCACCCGUUCCUGGUGAACCUGUUUGCGUGUUUCCAGACACCAGAGCAUGUGUGUUUCGUCAUGGAGUACACGGCUGGAGGAGACCUCAUGAUGCACAUCCACGCUGAUGUCUUCUCCGAGCCACGCUCAGUGUUCUAUGCUGCUUGUGUGGUUUUGGGCCUACAGUUUCUUCAUGACAAUAAGAUUGUGUACAGGGAUCUGAAGCUGGAUAAUUUGCUGCUGGACACUGGAGGCUUUGUGAAGAUCGCUGACUUUGGCCUCUGUAAAGAGGGGAUGGGGUACGGGGACAGGACCAGUACAUUCUGUGGUACUCCAGAGUUUUUGGCCCCAGAGGUUCUGACUGACACGUCAUACACUCGAGCGGUGGACUGGUGGGGGCUUGGGGUUCUCAUCUACGAGAUGAUGGUUGGAGAGUCUCCGUUCCCAGGUGAUGAUGAGGAGGAGGUGUUUGACAGUAUUGUCAACGAUGAAGUACGCUACCCACGAUUUCUUUCAACAGAAGCCAUUAGCCUAAUGAGACGGUUGCUAAGGAGAAACCCAGAGAGGAGGCUGGGCUCCAGUGAGAGAGACGCAGAAGAGGUGAAGAAGCAGCCGUUCUUUAGGGAAAUGGACUGGGAGGCUCUGCUGCAGAGGAAGGUGGACCCUCCCUUCAUGCCCUCGUUAGGAGGGAAGGAGGACGUGAGUAACUUUGAUGCGGAGUUCACGAGGGAGGCUCCCACUCUGACUCCACCUCGUGAACCCAGGACCCUGUCACGCAAAGAUCAGGACUGCUUCAAAGACUUUGACUACGUCUCAGACCUAUGCUAGGGAUCACAGGACAAGGGCUAAAGAAACACAGACCGCACAUUGACCAUAUACUGUGACUGGGGGAUUUGGGCUGUGUUCCAAUGCUGUAUGUUCUCUGUGCGUGAGGUUACAGGAUAAAGAGAGGAUCAGGUCAGGGACUCAGGAACAUGAAGGAGGCAAGCGAACACGUCACACAUAUCAGAGGUGGAGAGAGAGGACAGGAGAGGAACUAUUUACAUGAGAUGAAGAUCACUGGAACGGCUCAGGUUUAUUGAAUAAGAGCUGAAUAAGGAUCAGUUCAUCCUGUCCCCGCAGUCCCACCAGUCCCCACAGUCAUUCCAGUCUCCGCAGUACCCCCAGUCCCCACAGUCCCUCCAGUCCCCCAGACCCCCUAGUCUCUGUAGCCCCCGCAGUACCCCCAGUCCCCCUAGUCCCCACAGUCCCUCCAGUCUCCACAGUCCCCCUAGUCCCCGCAGUCCCUCUAGUCCCCACAGUCACUCCAGUUUCCACAGUACCCCCAGUCCCCCUAGUCUCUGUAGUCCCCGCAGUACCCCCUGUCCCCCUAGUCUCUGUAGUCCCCGCAGUACCCCCAGUCCCGACAGUCCCUCCAGUCCCCGCAGUACCCCCUGUCCCCUAGUCUCUGUAGUCCCCGCAGUACCCCCAGUCCCCGCAGCACCCCCAGUCCCCACAGUCCCUCCAGUCCCCACAGUCCCUCCAGUCCCCCUCAUCUCUGUAGUCCCCACAGUCCCCGCAUUACCCCCAGUCCCCGCAGUACCCCCAGUACUCCCAGUCCCCACAGUCCCCGCAUUACCCCCAGUCCCCCUAGUUCCCACAUUCCCUCCAGUCCCCACAGUCCCUCCAGUCCCUCUAGUCUCUGUAGUACCCACAGUCCCCGCAGUACCCCACAGUCCCUCCAGUCCCCACAGUCCUCACAGUCCCUCCAGUUAUCCUAGUUCCCAUCACUGUCUUUCUGUCCAGAUCUACAUCUUCAUCCCUGCUCCAGUUUUAGACUGUCUCUCAUACAUCAGUGUGUGCAGCAGUCCAGCUCGUCGCACUGCAUACAGCAGAAAAAGCCGAAAAUUCACCAUGAUGUUCUGAAACUCAGGAUGUCCGUUAUAGCACAAGGUUAAUUUUGGGAUUUUCAUCUCCACUUUCUUCUACUUCAAAGGCUACAGACUUAAUUAAAACUGAAUAAUUUUGCUGAUUCUGCAGAAAAACAAUAAGAGCUUCAGAGUUACAGGAGCAGCUUAUUAAAUCUAAACAAAACAAUACAGUGCAUUUGGAAGAAUUAUUUAACCCUUAACAUGUACAUAUUAAAUUGAGUGUGAUUACUACAUCUAGAUUCUUCAUGUCAUUUGUGCUCGAUGAAUUUACAGCUCAGGUGGUAAAUCUGGUGGCUGUGGAGAGGUAAAGUGACGCCAUGCGCAUGACUGCCACUGCAUUAGUGUAACGUUCAGGACUGUUGCAACACGCAUCAAUCUCAUGUACAACAUAAAAAUAAACCAAACUGAGCACAAACACAGUAGCUGAAGCCUGAGCAAGCUUUAUGAUGAGGACAUAUCGUAUGUAUGAGGUGAGGUGUGUGUAUGUAUGAGGUGUAUGUUGGUGUGAGGCGUGUGACGAUUUCAUAAGUCAUAUUGUGUUGAGUUGCUGCAGUGUUAAAGCUGCUGCUUCUCCUCAUUCAUCUUGCUGAACCUUACAGUUGUUCCCAUUCCCAUAUUUUAUGUUAUUCAGAACACAUCUACACACACACACCACAAGAGGGAGCUAGAACACACUUCAUCUCUUAAUAUUCACAGACAUGAUCCUGACCAGUAUGCCACUAUUGUGUGUGUGUGUGGUGUGUGUGUGGUGUGUGUGUGUUUUGCUAAAUCCACACCUUCACUUUCUUUGUAAAAAAAAAUAAAUACAUAAAUAAUGUGAGUUUAUGUGAGUUGAGGUUCAUCUGUCAUAUGUGUUCAUAACCUCAUGAACGGGGAUUAACUUAAAAAUAAAAAAAAUAAAAAUUAACAAACUCU